Grammomys surdaster is the source of this 2877-nucleotide messenger RNA. RefSeq names its product serum amyloid A-4 protein. The transcript is spliced from 4 exons. Gene Ontology annotation, cellular component: extracellular region. NCBI's taxonomy places the organism in Eukaryota, Metazoa, Chordata, Mammalia, Rodentia, Muridae. The coding region runs from base 151 to 543 and encodes 130 amino acids. The record is from RefSeq and is a predicted model, not a curated record.
GGAAAGCAGCAGAUGCUCCGUGGAGAGAAGGUCCCAGUGGCCCUAAUUCCUCUGAAACUUCAGCCAGAGAAAGGGCCAUAACGGUCAGAUUUUCCAGGGAGAUCUUGUUCAUGAUUUAUUCCUGAGAUCUGUUUCAUAUAGAGUUGCACCAUGAGGCUUGCCACGGUUGUUGUCCUCUGCUCUUUGUUCCUGGGAGUCAGUGGUGAUGGCUGGUAUUCAUUCUUCAGGGAAGCCAUACAAGGGACUUGGGACUUGUGGAGAGCCUAUCAGGACAGCCUAGAAGCUAAUUACCAAAAUUCAGACCAAUACUUCUAUGCUCGUGGGAACUUCGAGGCCCAACAAAGGGGAUCUGGGGGCAUCUGGGCUGCUAAAAUAAUCAGCACUGGCAGGAGCUACUUCCAGGGUCUCCUAAACCGGUAUUAUUUCGGAGUCAGGGACCACGGAUUGGAAAGUCUGCAGGCUACCCAGAAAGCCGAGGAAUGGGGCCGCAGUGGCAAAAACCCUAACCACUUCAGACCCGAGGGCCUUCCUGAGAAGUUCUGAGCCUGCCACUCAGAUUGCACUCAGUGGACUAGGCUGUGAGCCACAUGCCUCUCUCCGUGACAGGAUGUCGCUCAGCUUGGUGUCCACAAGGACUCCAGAGCAGCUAGAGAUGCCCAACAAAGACUUUGCAGAUUGAUUUGUCAACGGAAACAGAGACCUCUCAGAAAUACUUUCUGAGAAGAAAGUGUUUCAAUGGAUCACAGAAGAUAAGCAGAGGAAAAGGUGUGACCACAAGAUAAUAGCUGGAAACCACACUGCCCCACCAGGUCUGCUCUUUAACCAUGCCAACUUCUGCUAAGCAGGCCUGAGCUAGCAAAGCAUUGCCCACCAUGUGGGACUUCUUCACAAAGUGGCGUUUGCUCUGAGAUAAGCCCUGGGCACCUGCCCAUCAAUUUCUUCCUGGACACUGACCAGGUGUCUCCCUCCCUUCCCCACCAUCUUCUGGUCAUAACUGGGUGUCUGUUCAUUUUAUUGUUGUUCUCAUGCAUUUCCGUGUACUGAUGCAACCCUGCCUCAUCAGUCAUGUCCUCUCCACUGACUGCGGGCCUUGUCUUCUGUGACCUCUUUUCAAAUAGGGAACACUACGUUGAGGAUGCCUCAUCCUAACCUCAGGAACCCUAACUGAGAAACCACAUUGGGAACCAGCUGGCAGAGUGCUUGCUUAGCAUGCAUGCAUAGAUCCCUAGGUAGAUUCCCAGAACUGCACAAACCUGGUGAUGGUAUACACUUAUAAUCCUAGCACUGGGGAGGCAGAGCUGACAGACCAGAGGUUCAAGGCCAGUCCUGGAUAUAUAUUGAGUUUGAGACCAGCCUGGGAUAGAUGAGACAGACCCUGUGUAUCCAUAAAGUACACACCACGCACACACACACACACACACACACACACACACACACACACCAGUGCCUAUCUCAGCUCAAGUUCUAACUAGUCUUGGCCCAUGUUACCUAAGAAGUGGCUAUCAUAUCACUAUUUCUUGGUUUCAUUCUCAUUGUGUUACGAUCUAAACAAAAAUCUACUUCGUGUUCUAGAAGGGAAGCAAGACACAUCACUGAGCAGGAGAAAGUGAAUUAAUUUACUCAUAAGCAAAGGCAUUCUUCUAGUGAAGGUCUGGUUUGUAGGGACAAGAAGGUUCUAAUGAAGAGGGAGAUUCUGGUCCUAAGGGAAUAACUGCUAUGUCAAAGCCAGGUCCCCGCGUGGAAGACUAACUCCAAAGGAGUAGAAACAUCGCUCACUCAAAGAAAGAAACGUGGAGAGGAUGGGUGGAGCCUGUGGGAUAGAGGAUGAAGAACUUGAGGAUUCAAUCUGCUGGACUGUGUCACAAGUUGACACAAUUUCAGAGUUUGGCAUACUUCACUAUAUUGACCUAUCUGCCUAUCUGUCCACAGGGAAAGUAUAUUAAAAAAAAUCAAAGGACAAAAAUGUCCGUCUCGUUGUAUGUCAUCUUUGUGCCCUUACCUGUUAUAAUGUCUGCCGAGUAGGUGCUCUACAAACAUGAACUGAAAAAAAGAGAAUGAAACUGCCUGUGUUCCCCAGAAGUCACCAUUCCUGGAGAAGUAUCUAGAUUCUAUACAAAGCAUGAAAUGUUCUACUCAAGUCUUAGAAUAUGAUAAUGAGUCACUCUGAGGUGACUGUAAAUCUAUCCCCAAAUCAAUGCUCAAACGUCAGCCCAAUGAUAAAAUCUUACUGUGGCAUAGAAAAUGUUUAAUUUUCUCAGCAAUGCUUUUCAAUUCUUAUGGAAAUGGAAAGUAUGAAGUAUAAAAAGACUAUGAAAAGUCUUGGGAGGAAUUAAUGCCUAUUUCCAUUCCAAGUGUGUGGUGGCACAUGCCUGUAACUUCAGCACUCAGGAGGUAGAGACAGGGGGAAUCACUGCAAGUUUGAGGCCAACCAGGGCUACAUAGUUGUACAGCAGACCUUGUGUCUGUUUAUGUCUCUCUGUCUCUGUCUGUCUGUUCUUCUGUCUCUCUCUGUCUCUUUAUUUCUCUGUCUCUGUCUCUCUGUGUCUGUCUGUCUGUCUGUCUGUCUAUCUGUCUGUUUCUCUCCCUCUACUCCCACACUAAAGUACUCCUUUCUCACAGGGCAGGUUAGCAGGAAACACACCGUGUAAUGACACACUGUACUUCUUUAAAAUGUGAAACAUGGUAGCUUGAAAGAUGUACAGUUAUAUACACACUUCCAAGAAAAACAUGGUUCCAGUUAACCUAAAAUAACAGUUUCUUAUCACUCAGAUCCUUUAUAUUGUACUAAAUGAAACGUUGUAGACUUAUUAAGAUGAGAGGUUUUGUUUCAAUCAUCUUUGUGUUUGUUCAAAAAGAAAGUAAAUAUAUUUAUUUCUA